AUGAGGAAAGAUGAGAAGAGGGCUGUGGGCAUCCUGGAGAGCUCUCUGAAGCCGUGGUGGUACAGGAAGAGUGGCUGGGGGAAACUUAAAAGGAAUUAUGAAAAUCUUUCUGUAGGAGUCUAUUUACUGGGAAAAUAUGGUCAGAAGAAAAUCAGAGAAAUCCAAGAACGAGAGGCAGCUGAAUACAUCGCCCAAGCACGAAGGCAGUAUCAUUUUGAAAGUAAUCAGAGGACGUGCAAUAUGACAGUGCUGUCAAUGCUUCCAACAUUGAGGGAUGCCUUAAUGCAUCAAUUAAAUUCUGAGAGUCUCACAUCCCUUCUUAAAAAUAGGCCAGCAAACAAGUUAGAAAUAUGGGAGGAUUUAAAGAUAAUAAGUUUCACAAGAAGCAUUGUAGCUGUAUAUAGUACCUGUAUGCUAGUAGUUCUUUUGCGAGUCCAGUUAAAUAUUAUUGGCGGUUACAUCUACCUAGAUAAUGCUGCACUCUGCAAAAAUGGCACAACACCACUAGCUCCCCCUGAAGUUCAGCAGCAAUAUUUAUCAAGUAUUCAGCACCUUUUAGGAGAUGGACUGACCGAGUUAAUAACUAUUGUUAAACAAGCUGUGCAUAAAGUUUUUGGAAGUAUUUCCCUUAAGCACACCCUAUCUCUUCUGGAGCUGGAACAGAAACUUAAAGAUAUCAGGAAAGUAGUGGAACAUAAAGAUUCAGAUCAGAUUGCAUCUUACUCUCCCUUAUGUCAUUAUCUGAUGCCAGAUGAAGAAAACCCCUUGGCUACCCAGGCCUGUGGGCUCACAGAAAGAGACAUUGCUACAAUUAAAUUACUUAAUGAAACGAGAGAUAUGCUAGAAAGUCCAGACUUCAGUACAGUUUUGAGCACGUGUUUAAAUAGAGGAUUCAGUCGACUGCUGGACAAUAUGGCAGAGUUUUUUAGACCUACUGAACAGGAUCUCUCUCAGAAUGACUCUGUAAAUAGUCUUUCCAGUGUCAGUCUUCCUUUAGCCAAGAUAAUUCCAAUAAUAAAUGGACAGAUCCAUUCAGUAUGCAGUGAAACACCCAGUCACUUUGUUCAGGACCUGCUGAUGAUGGAACAAGUGAAAGAUUUUGCUGCUAAUGUUUAUGAAGCUUUUAGUACCCCUCAGCAACUAGAGAAAUGAACUGCAUAUUUAUAGGAAUAGAUUGUGUAUUUAUAGCAAAUCCUUGUGACUACUGAUGAGACAGGUUAAUUUUAUAACGGUGUAGGAGUGGUAGACCAGCAGAAAUAACAUUCUGAGAGAAGUGGGAGGAAGCCCAUAUUUGUUCUAAUAGAAUUCUGUUUCAAACACCCAUUAAAAACAUUAUUGUUGAAUCACUGUAUGUAAAGACUUUUAUUAAAAGAAGUGGUUAAACUCUUCUAUAAUUCAUUUGAUUAUUGCAUCUGAAAGGCAUCUGGUGGCAGUAUUACAAGUUACUAAAAAAUGCUUUUGUUUGCCUGGGAUCUGUAAGUUUUGGAAAAAAUUAAUGUUAGUGAUCAGAAUAGCAGAAUGAAGUAAAGUUUCUU
Messenger RNA from Pterocles gutturalis (yellow-throated sandgrouse), 1535 nucleotides. It is a transcript of the gene PEX3, whose product is annotated as peroxisomal biogenesis factor 3. Lineage: Eukaryota; Metazoa; Chordata; Aves; Pterocliformes; Pteroclidae. Gene Ontology annotation, cellular component: peroxisomal membrane. Gene Ontology annotation, biological process: protein import into peroxisome membrane. The transcript has 12 exons. The record is from RefSeq and is a predicted model, not a curated record. Gene Ontology annotation, molecular function: protein-macromolecule adaptor activity. The coding region runs from base 1 to 1152 and encodes 383 amino acids.